GUACGAUUUCUCUGACUGGCGCAAUUUCACAGAAUUUUCACGCUUGGCCUUUGAUUUGGGAAUGUACUCGUUAGUGAGAGUUGGACCCUAUAUCUGUUCGGAAUGGGAGAAUGGUGGUCUUCCUUGGUGGCUUCUCAAGAAGAACAUAACAACAAUGCGAACCAGUGAAGAACGGUUGGAAGCUAAAUCAUGUAAAUACCAUCAAUUACAAGCAUUGCUAUUCAAAAUAGCAGUGAAAAAGUGGUUCUCAGUGCUUCUCCCAAAAAUAGAGCCGCUCCUUCGGCAACACGGUGGACCAGUACUAAUGGUCCAAGUUGAGAAUGAAUAUGGGCUUUAUAAGGCUUGCGACAGAGAAUACACGACUUGGUUGAGGGAUCUUUUCUUGGAAUAUUUGGGUGACGAAGCAGUGCUUUAUACAACCGAUCCUCCUUCCCAAGUUAAGUGCGGAGCUAUACCCGAAACCCUUACCACUGUUGAUUUUGGACCAACGUCCGAACGGAAUAUCAACUCUUCGUUCGAAGCUCAAAAGAAAUACUUCCCUGAUGGACAUGGACCACUUGUGAACUCUGAGUUUUAUCCAGGUUGGUUUGUGACGUGGGGCCAGAAGGCUGCCAAGCUUCCAUCACCAGAAGAAAUAGUCAGUUCUGCAAAGUAUAUGUAUGGACUGGGGGCCAAUAUCAACUUCUAUGUGAUCCAUGGUGGAACAAAUUUUGGAUUUUGGAAUGGUGCCGAACCCUAUGCUCCGUGCAUCACUUCUUACGACUUCUCCGCUCCCAUAUCAGAAGCUGGAGAUGUGACGCCCAAAUAUCUGGCAAUAAGAUCCUGGAUAAAAAGUAUUCCAGAUUGGAAGAAUAAACCAUUGGACAUACCAGAAAAUAAUCCGUAUGUUUAACA
Molecule: messenger RNA, 894 nt
Organism: Strongylus vulgaris
Lineage: Eukaryota; Metazoa; Nematoda; Chromadorea; Rhabditida; Strongylidae
Source: the annotation of a GenBank genome assembly